Messenger RNA from Lepisosteus oculatus (spotted gar), 4863 nucleotides. RefSeq names its product glucokinase (hexokinase 4) regulator (gene gckr). Gene Ontology annotation, molecular function: fructose-6-phosphate binding; carbohydrate binding; enzyme inhibitor activity. Gene Ontology annotation, biological process: glucose homeostasis; negative regulation of glucokinase activity; carbohydrate derivative metabolic process. Lineage: Eukaryota; Metazoa; Chordata; Actinopteri; Semionotiformes; Lepisosteidae. The record is from RefSeq and is a predicted model, not a curated record. Gene Ontology annotation, cellular component: nucleoplasm; cytosol.
AGUAAACCGCAUAAUAGUUUUCAGCAAUGAAUCACGAUGCUGGACAGGGUUGAUAUAUUUCAGCUGGGAUCAAUAACAGUAGUGGGCAGUUUGAAAAUUAACAGCUUAGAUUAAUGAUUACUUUCAUGGACUUCGGCUCUGUUUUUUUUUUCUUUAGAGUAAACAAUUCCUUGCCAGAUGGACUGCCAUUAAGUGCAGAAGUGAAACAGAUUCAGCACUUCAGUGCUUAAAAAGUACAGGAAAAUAUCUAAAAGCAGGAUACAGCUAGGACUUAGCCUUCAUAACAAUAAGGAACUAAAUGAAUUUUCAGUGAGAUGUUAGGGUCACGGAAGCACAACCAUAUUAUUGAGACACCGGACACUGGGAAAUGGCAGCUUGCUGGUUACGAAGCCUCUCUCCCACUCACUGAAAAAUCAAACCCUAUCACGAAAGAGAUUGACAAAGCUGACCCAUUGCAGAUUGUCCACCUGCUAAAGCUGUGUGAUGCAGAAAUAUUUCAAGAGGAAGGGGAGACAGUCAUAAAUUACCAGAGACUCUACAGUGAAUCUGUACUCCAGACAUUAAUUGAUGUUGCCAAGAAGAUGGAAGAUAUUUUGAAGGAUCCAGAACACAGUCUGGUUGUCUUAAGUGGUUGUGGAACAUCUGGAAGACUUGCAUAUUUGCUUGUGACCUCAUUCAACAGGUUGUUAAAAGGGUUGCAGAAGAAGCACAACUAUGACUACAUCAUUGCUGGGGGAGACAAAGCCCUUUUGACCUCUCAGGAAGCUCCUGAAGACAACCCUUAUCUGGGAGCUGAGGAACUAGAAAAGGUGUGUGCAGGAAAGAAGCAAGUGCUCUUCAUUGGGAUAUCAUGUGGUUUAUCGGCUCCUUUUAUUGCUGGACAGUUAGAUUUCUGUAUGAACAAUCUAAAUGUCUUCACACCUGUGUUGGUUGGAUUUAAUCCUACGAACAUGGCAAGGAAUGAAAUCAUUGAGGGUUGGCAUCUGACAUUCUACCAGGUAGCUGAGAGGAUGCAGGAGCUGCAGAAGAACUAUAGAGCCUUCAUAUUGAACCCUGCUGUUGGACCUGAAGCCAUCACCGGCUCUUCCCGCAUGAAAGCUGGGAGUGCAACAAAAAUAAUGUUAGAAAUUCUUUUCCUAGCAGCCCACAGAGCUGCUUUUAGCAACAAAGAAAUCACAGCUAAUGGUAUUUUGGAUUGUCUGCAAGCUUAUGAAAGAGUCCAUAAAGUCACUUACUCUCAGAGUAAAAAGAUUUCUGUAUUAGUAAAUCAAGUUGGAGAAAGCUUGCAGAAAGGGGGACAUGUAUAUUACAUUGGUUGGCAAACUUUAGGAGUAAUGGGGAUCAUUGAUGCCAGUGAAUGUCCACCCACUUUUGGAGCAGAUGUUGGUGAUGUUCGUGGAUUUAUCAACAAUGGAUAUAAAGAAAUGGACAACAAAGAAGGGAACAUUGCAUCACUUGGCCCAGAGUUCUGUAUUGCCCAUGAUGAUUUUGUGAGGAACAUUCUGCCGCAUGUUAAUGACAAUGACACAGUUCUUUUCCUUUUUACACUGGAUGAUGACCUCUCUGAAAUUGAUAAGCUGGCGACCCAGAUAAGCGCAAACACCUCAAAUCUUCAUGCAGUUGCCCAUUCAACUGCUGGACACUAUGUUCCUGAGAAUGUUAAAAAAUCAUUUGCAUCCAUUAUAAGCAUCACAUGGCCCAUUGUAUUCUCUGAAUAUGAAGGUUGUUUUGUACAGAAGCUCCAAAGGGAGUUGUGCACAAAGUGGAUUUUAAACAUUAUCAGCACGGGUGGCCACAUCCUAAAAGGAAAGAUUUACUACAAUUACAUGAUGGACCUCAAAGUCAGCAACACCAAACUCUUCAGAAGAGCCCUUGCAAUUCUCCAGAGGGUCACUGGUCAAUCCCGUUUGAGAUGUCAGGAGGCACUUCUUCAAGCAAUCUAUGACACUGAUGAGUUGACAGAUCCCAUAAGAACAUCAGAAGUCACAAAACAUACCCAAAUGGCAAGUACAAAGAACCAAGUGGUGCCCACAGCAGUGGUGAUCCUGGCACGGAAUUGCUCACUUACUGAAGCCAGGUCUAGGCUGGAUGCCCACCCAACGAUGCGAGAGGCAAUUGAAGCAUGUUUGAGAGCAACAGGACGGAAAAGGACCGCCGACCAAAUUGCAGCAGGAAUACAUGGGGAAAACGACUGAGAAUAAACACAGAAGGGUUUCAAGAAGUGCCUUGUCUUGAAAUGGAAGGAAGCACACAAACUAAUUGUGCACGUUUUGAAGAAAAGUAUCUGGAGCGGUUAACAGUAUCACAGCAUAUCACACUUUACAGCAUUACAACAGUAGGGUCCAGAGCUGUCACACAUGUAAAACACAAUUCAGUAUCAGAUCUGCAGGGUACAGAUUUCCCACAUAAUGGAUCUUGUGGUUCUGCAUCGUCCCAAUGUUCACGAAUAUACAGUUUAUACAAGAUUCAUUACUGACAUCUUGUCAUCGUACAAUUUUUUAUGUAUUUGGAUUAUAAGAUCUUGUGGUUUAGUGGCCAUAACUGUUUCAGAUUGGUAUGGUUUUGGAACUGCAAGGGCCUUUUUAAGUAUUUUUUUUUCUCUCUCUCUGUUAUUGAGUUUCUGUUUGUUUAUCUCAGUCCACAUUACAGUUUCUAUAGAAAGUGCCACUAUUUGAAUAAUUUAAAGGACCUCUAGAAUAUGUACAGUAUUUAAUGACAGUGACCCUGGUUUUAGUUUUAAAUCACUUGUUUCAUUAGGAAAAAUACAAUACAUCUGCCGUAGAUUUACGGAAUGCAAUAAGGUCAGGCACAAAUCCAAAGCCGUUAAUCUGAUUCCCCAGUAGGUUCCCUACUAUAGUGCAAUGAUGCUGCUUGUCCUGAGUUGGGAUUUGAUCACCUUUUCUCAGUUGAUCAUUUCCUAGCUCACUAGAGCCACACAGUGGUGAAUAAAGCUACAGUGUGUCACAAGGCCUGACAGUCUUAGGGCUCAAGGCUGAUCACAGAAUCAGUCUUGUGUAUAUAGAUACUGUAAUAACAUUGGAGGUUAGAAGAAGAAAUCAAAUCACAAAUGACAUUAGGUCCAGACAUCUGUAUUCAAGCAAAUUCUGAAAAUUUUAAAAUUAUGCGCUAAUUAUCAUUGGGGAAUACCAGACAUUACAUGAUAUCAAAGCAAUGACCAGGUGGGAAACUUAUAAUUUACCAUAUGACACACAGAAAUUUAUGGCUACAUAUUGAUAUUACAGACAUGCGACUAAGAGUCCUGCCCGUGUCAACACAGAAAAUACAGAACUCUCUCUGAGAUCACAAGUCACAGGUAUAGGGAAAAGAGGGAAAGAUUUAAAGAAAAGAUCCUGCCUGGAAAUAAAUCACUUUCUAAAGAUGUGUUCGACAAGUGAGAACCUAUUUCUCUAUGAAAUACAGAGAAUAAAUAAACAACUUAGGAUUUAUUUAAGGUCAAAGGAUAACACAAAUCAAAAUUUCCACAAACUCAGGUUCAAUUAAAUUUAACAAAGACAAGUCUUAAGGCCUAAGAACCAGUCCUCUCAGUGCUGAGAUUACCUAGACAGAUUCUGGCCUCUUGGUCUUUUGAGUUAGGUUUCUCUCUGCGGUAUCUCUUCUCCUCUGUCUCUCUUCUACUUUCUACUUUCACUGUUUUUUCCUGUCUUUCCUAUUGAUAUUAUAUGAAGGAUGACUUAGUUAUUUACAGUAACUGAGAACUGGCUUAGUAUGAUUAUAGUAUGAUUUAGUAUGAUUUAAACAUAAGCACAAAUGUUUGGCCACCUGGAUCUUUAGCCAUUAUGACUGUCUCAAGUGAGAUAUCAGAUGCAGGGACAGUUUUUAGUAAUUGUUCUUUAAGGCUAGCCAUCAUCUUAUGUUGUUAGAAUGAAGUGUUUAUUGGAAUCGGAAAUGCUUGUUAAUAUUAUUCAGCAUUUCAAUUGUAUUUAUAUGUUAAAUAUACAAUCAAUUCAGUACUGUUUGUCCAUAAUUGUUUCACUUUCAAAUCAGUAAUCAUCUUUUACAGUAUAGCACACAAACUUGUAUUUUCAAUAGAUUUACUGGUGUUUGAAAGCAUAUAGAUAUCCGUUCAAUAUCUGUAUAUAGAUCAGAAAGUAUGAUGGUACACAUAUUAGAAUUAGAAACCUUUAAUUCUGCUGUUCAUAUGGGACAUAUGAAAAAAAUACUACAUGUAUAAUAUUAACAUAUGGGGUAUUGCAUAAGCAAUCAUACAUCAUGAUUUGUCAUUAAUGUUUGGUAUGUGCGUACUGUAUUUUUUUAUGUUACUUUGAUUUAUUUGGUUAUCAGCAUUUUUAAUGGUUGCUGAUCAUAAAUAAUUAUUUAGUAAACAUUUCUUAAUGUCAAUAAAGCAGAGUCUAUUACAAGCAAAAAUGUUAUAUAAUUAAAUUAUGUGAUUAAAGGGAAGGUGUUAGUUGUUUAGUCUUAAUAAAAUAACAUUUACUGAAUAUUAAUAUAUAAAAUUAUAAGAAAAUGAGAGGCUGCCGUUUAACUUCUUGGUCAUUUGAUUUUCAGUUGCUAACAAACCGAUUGAUCUAGGAAUCUCUCAGUACAACAUUAUGCACGGAAAUCCACUUUUAUUGUUCAGGGGGUUUUAAGCAGUUAUUGUACAGUAUAUUACCUACAGUAAAGGGAAAUUUUACCCUCUUUUCACAGCACGCCUGUUAUUGCUGCAAAAGAAGGACUUCAUAAUCAUAUUUUCUGUAUUUCCUUCUAAUUCUUUGAACAUGUAUUAUAGUUGUUGCCUGUCUUUGUCUAAACUAUGAUUGAAAGUGCCACUUGAACCGAAGGACAAAAUCAUACCAGCAUAUGAAUUUUAGCUUGGGUGGUCGGUCACAGUUCUGGCCUUUG